AUGAAACUGAAACCUUUGACAUUCAAAAUUUAGAAAAUUAAAAAUUUCGUUUUGAAAAGGUUCGAAUUCACGAAUUUUUGCGAUUUUUAUUUUUUUUUUACAUUUUCGUGUGCUUUUGGAGCUCGAUUUAUUUUUUCUAAUUUCGGCUAAAUUAUGCGCAGAGCGUAUUCCUACGAAUUUAUCGCGGAAAAUGAAGCCACACAACGACAUUCGUUACGAUCGCUCAAUGACGUACGCAGAUUCAGUGUGUCGAGCAGUAUAGUCAGCGCCAGAAGUACCAAGUUGGAAGAACAUAUACUAUGUUUGCAUAACAUAUUGAAGCUCAAAUUACUGGCCGUAGACAUGGCGAUCAGGAAGCUAAUCAAUCGCAUAAUGUUCUUAGAGGAUAUUGAGCGUAGCAAAUUGGGCAAAUUCAUACAUUUGCAAUGUCCGGAGCAGAUCUUAAGCUGGCGGUAUGAGGAUUGGUUGGCGACGGUGUCAAACAGAUUGCUGUGGUUCAAAGUACUCGAUCGCCAGAUGCCACCCACACAGUUUACAAUAUGGAUGAAGCUGAAGCACUUUACUGCUAUGCGCAAUUGCCUAUACGACUUAGCCGAUUCUUAUGUAUACCGUAACGGCUAUCCAACGCCCAAGGAAAUUAUGGCGUCUAUAGUGAAAUUUCACAAUUUCGAGAGAGAACUUUCGACACAAGCGCAAACGAAUAAGACAGUGAAAGGCAAAGUGCGCACUCAACUCCUCGCUAUGGAUUUUAUUAAAAGAACUGUGGGCUCAUUAACCAAGAAACCGGAGGAUCUCUCCGUGCUUUAUAAUAUAGAAAACAGUUAUGUGCGACGCUACCACAAAGUGAGAGAGGAACAGGCUGAAAUGUACAUACAUAACGCUGAGGAGCGUCUAUUGAAUGAAAUCCGGCGAUAUAAGAAACGCUAUGAUAACGAACAGUUUGCAUCAACCUGCACAACGGACACUUAUUUCAAUCAGAUAGCGCAUCUCCGCGACCGCAUUGCGAAGCUUACACUACGUUAUGACACCGAGUACUCGAGAUUGGAUAGUAAUGUUAAUUACUUGAGAACAGCUAUCGAGAAAAUCGAAACAACUCGCGCAUACUUGGUGGAACAGAUCGAAUGGUUUAAAGAGGAUGUGCGUCUAUCUACUGUAGGCAUAAUGCCACCCAAACGCAGGAGCUCAAUAAAACCGCUAACGAAAAAUCUACAAUUCCACAAAGAACGUAAACUGACAUUGGUACGUGCACAAAGGAGUCUCAUGUCGAUAAGUUCACAGACGAAAAGGUCUCUGCGUCCCAGAACCAGACCGAAGAAGCAGCCGUCACUCUUAACAGGUACAACGGAUUUAACCGAAAAUUUUGAUGAAAAUUUAGCGGUAAAUCAAGAGGAAAAUCUUCGUGAAGGUCUGGAAGAAAACGUAGCAGAAAAUCUGGGAGAAAAUCUAAAAGAAAAUAUAGCGUAAAAUCAUGUGUAAAAAAGUCUCAAAAAUUCAAAACCAAA
Molecule: messenger RNA, 1502 nt
Organism: Zeugodacus cucurbitae (melon fly)
Lineage: Eukaryota; Metazoa; Arthropoda; Insecta; Diptera; Tephritidae
Exons: 4
Coding region: 154-1464 (436 amino acids)
Source: RefSeq, a predicted model, not a curated record